Molecule: messenger RNA, 915 nt
Organism: Styela clava
Lineage: Eukaryota; Metazoa; Chordata; Ascidiacea; Stolidobranchia; Styelidae
Source: RefSeq, a predicted model, not a curated record
AUGAAGGCUGAGAAAUUUCUUGUUGAUCUUCACAGCUUCAAGUUCUAUAUCCUAUGUCGCCAAUACGAGGAUAUCGUAAAUUGGGUAUCUGCCACGUCAAUCGCAAUACAAUCAGAUCAUGACGGGUCAUCCAUUAUUGACGCUACCAAGCAGAUAAAACGGUUGAAAAUGAAAUUAACUUCUAUGGAACUUCGCGGCGGUCCUGCAGAGCGAGAAGCGCUCGAUGCUUAUGACAGGGGCGACCUAAAUUGCACUCCGCUUCCGUUCCGUUUUACCAGACACGAAGAUGGUGGACAAACGAAGGCAAUACGCAUUACUUGUAAAAGGCGUGAAACACCGACCGCCAGACUCCUGGAACACGAGGAAAGCGUGGUUUUUCAUUCUGCAGAGGAAACCAUCAUCCAGAGAUCCCAAACAACAAGAUCGCAGUGCAUAAGAAAUCUGCGUGAUUGCCUGGACGAGCGAUUUACAGAAAUAGAAGAACAAGAAAACAUUUUGAGUAAGUUAUCAUGGCUGAACCCUGAAAUCUUGAUGUCGGAUGGCGGGAUUAAUGCGUCCGUCCCUGAAUAUGGCAAUCAAGAUCUUUCACAAGUCUUUGAGUACUUCAAAGUACCUCUACAGGCAGCUGAGAAUGGUAGAGAUUGUCUCACUGAUUGGCGAUCACAUCUCGGACACAAUAUGAUAAAAGAUCUUCUAUUAAUUGCCACGCGAAAAGAACAGUUCGAAGACGGGGCCAUUCGAGAAAAUCUGGUCAACAAGGCUUCCGCCCGAUUUAUGGGAAGCGAUGGGACGUCUGAACGAGGUCUCGUGAAACAACGUAUAAAUUCAAUUUUAGGGGGGUUGAAAACGGCAAAGCCCAGCUUGGUACAACCUCAACUAAUAAACAUCGACGAUAGCUCGUCGGAAGAAGACUAA